Molecule: messenger RNA, 7176 nt
Organism: Mus pahari (shrew mouse)
Lineage: Eukaryota; Metazoa; Chordata; Mammalia; Rodentia; Muridae
Gene: Klf8
Product: Kruppel like factor 8
Exons: 6
Coding region: 76-1143 (355 amino acids)
Biological process (GO): regulation of transcription by RNA polymerase II
Molecular function (GO): RNA polymerase II cis-regulatory region sequence-specific DNA binding; DNA-binding transcription factor activity, RNA polymerase II-specific
Source: RefSeq, a predicted model, not a curated record
GAAGCCAGCUCCUGAGUUCUGUUACUCCAUCAGUGGCUUGGAAAGUCAGAUACACCUUGAAAACUCUGAAAUAAUAUGGAUAAAUUCAUAGACAACAUGGAUGUCCGAAUUAAAUCAGAAAGUGGCUCGAUGCAGGUAUUCAAACAGGUCACUGGCCCUGUUCCGACCAGAGAUCCUUCUGUGAGAGCAGACAGAAGAAAUAUGACUUCUCCACCAUUCCUGGCUGCCAGCCCAAUGGAGAACCCAGCUCUGUUUAAUGAUAUCAAGAUCGAGCCCCCAGAAGAGCUCCUGGAGAGUGAUUUCAACAUGCCCCAGGUUGAACCUGUUGAUCUCUCCUUUCACAAACCGAAGGCUCCGCUCCAGCCUGCUAGCAUGCUGCAAGCUCCAAUCCGUCCUCCCAAGCCACCGACUGCACCUCAAGCCAUUAUGGUGCCUACUUCAGCUGACACAGUCACUUCAGCAGCCAUUCCUACUGUUCUCACUCCGGGCUCUAUCCUGGCCUCGUCUCAGGGGACCGGUGGCCAGCCGAUUUUACAUGUGAUCCACACCAUUCCCUCAGUCAGUUUGCCAAAUAAGAUGAGUGGACUAAAGACAAUCCCACUGGUGGUCCAGUCUUUGCCAAUGGUCUAUACCAGUCUGCCUGCAGAUGGGAGCCCUGCAGCCAUUACUGUCCCACUCAUUGGAGGAGAUGGCAAAAGUGCUGGAUCAGUCAAAGUUGACCCUGCCUCCAUGUGUCCACUGGAGUUUCCAAGUGAUAGUGAUGAGAGCGCAAUUGAAAGUGGCUCUUCAGCCUUACAGAGUCUCCAGGGAUUUCAUCAUGAACCAGCGACAAUGGUCCACAUGCAGGGAGAAGAGUCGCUUGACUUAAAGAGAAGACGGAUUCAUCAGUGUGACUUUGCAGGAUGCAGCAAAGUGUACACUAAAAGCUCUCACCUGAAAGCUCACCGCAGAAUCCAUACAGGAGAGAAGCCUUACAAGUGCACCUGGGACGGCUGUUCCUGGAAAUUUGCUCGCUCGGAUGAGCUUACUCGCCAUUUCCGUAAGCACACGGGCAUCAAGCCGUUCCGGUGCACAGACUGCAACCGCAGUUUUUCUCGAUCUGACCACUUGUCCCUCCACCGCCGGCGUCAUGACACCAUGUGAAUAUCACAGGCCACAGCAGACAUGCUGCAAUGGCCUCCUGAGUGUGUGCUGACGUCGUAACUACGUUUGCCUCUUUGACUACAACUUGCCCCCAUGAUUGGGGUUCGAACAGCCUACUGAGCCAGGUUAAUGAGACUGGAAAACAAGUUAGCUGGUCUCCCAUGUGGCUCUUCAUAUUCCACUUUCACCUCUCCACUGUCCAGACUUCAGUUUUUGCAACCUCUUCCUGGGUUGAAUUCAGUGCGGCGCCCAUGGCUGCCCUCCCUGUUCCCUCAUGCUAUAUUAUAGACAUUUUUCCUACAAUAACAAAACAGGAAUUAAACUCAAGGCUGUGAACAAACAUCUGCUGCUCCCUCCUCUCCCCCCACCAGGUUUCUCUUGUUUUCUAAAGAUUUUAUUCAUGUGUGUGUGUAUAUAUAUACAUACAUAUAUAUAUAUGUAUGUAUAUAUAUACUGUAACCAGUACUUAAUAUCACUUAGCAAUGUCCUAAAAUGAGGGUUUUUUCAAAGUUGUAGCUACAAGGGGCAUAACAGUAGAGUUGGUUGAUCAAAUUUACAUAGAAUUGAGUCUGAAAUACAGAGUCUCAUGCUAACCGUGAAGGUUUUGUAGAUCCAGUUUUACUUGUUCUUAACAGUUUGGUUUACAGGCAGUGCCAGCCCUCUUUUGAAGUUCAUCAAAAGCAAUGAAGGGAUUCCUUGACCUCCUUUUCCUCCUCAUGCUCUUUUAGAAUAAAAGGUUUUAUGGCACAAAUCCAUUCUUUUUAGGUUAAGUUUGGACAAAUAUUCAAAGCACAGAGAGAGAGAUCAGUAGGAGAAGUAUUCUAGGAAAAUAUGUGGGCAGUGACAGGCAAGAGCAAACCUGGGAGCACCCUGUGAACAAUUGCUUGGAUAAGGUGUUAGAACUGCUGUUAAUCCCAAACCUCAUUCAGAGGGCAGCCUGUUGAAACAUCACUUUUGAUGGGCUCCACUGUACUGUUUAUUCUUUUGUUUACAUAAGGCAACCAUUCAGCGUAUUACCUGAUGAGAAAUUGCACACUGAGCACGUCAUAGAGAGGUGAGGGGUUGCACUAAAGGAAUUUUGUUUACUUCAUGCCAUUUUGGGCAUUUGUUCUUCUCUUUCUAAUGGGAUGGAAAAGGUUUUCUUUCUGACACUGACAUAUAGAAAGCAUUUUUUUAUGUUUUACAACUGCUAUUAAUACCCAAGCCAUUUAUUUUAUUUAGACAUAACAACAGGAUGCAUAAUAUACAUUUGGUUGCCCAAUCAGACUGUUCAUAAUAUUCUCUGGGGCAUAAAACCUUCUGUUCCUGGCCCUGGACCUCAUAUCUACCUCUUCGUGGCAUAUUUCCUCUCCUGGGAAAAAAGGAGAGGGGCUUUGUAUUAGUAGGAUUGGACGCAGCCUCUCGCCUAAAGGUUUUCUUCAUAUGAAACCUUUAUUUCUUGGCAGAUAUUCAAAAUGUUCUGGCUUGAACAAUUUAGGUUACUACCUCCUGUGGCUGUACUUUCUAACUAAAGCCUAGAAUUCUACCAUCCAGAAGGGGUCCUGUCUACUUCUACCCAUCCCUCACGUUUUACAGAUGAGGCAAAUACGGGUCAGAUUCUUUCUCCAGAUAAUUCCUUGAGGCCUUACAGACCUGUAUACACCUUCUCCCAGGGAUCACACUAGUAAACCAAAUUAAAGAAAAAAAAAGUUAUGUGAUUGGUUGCAAUAUUUGUCCAAUUUUAUGUUAUACUUCAGAAAACUUUAAGUCACUUAAAUUCAUGUAUAUUUGGUGACAAAGUAAGUAGGGCGUGCUUAUGGUCAUGGCCACUUAACACCGGGCACACAGUGUUUCAAGUCGCACUUUUUGAUAAUUCUGAUUUGUUUUAAUUUACCUUGUUUCAAGUUUCAAUGUCUUUCCAGAGCAUAAAUUCUCCAUAAGUUAAGGCCUACUUGUACUUUUCAUGUAGGUUUUACUGUUACUGCUUUGGUAAGGGAUUUGUCCUGACUCUGGGUGUACAAGUUCCAGGCUGUAUACUAAUUACUAAAGCACUAAUCAAUAUCUAGAGCUAGUCUACUAAUGGGGACCACAAUGUCAGGCAGAUUGAAAAAUGUAUAUUCCUACCAUACAUGGGCUUAAGCUUGUAAUUGAGUAGUUGGUACAAUGCUACAGAACAGAGUCCAAAGGGUUAUGUGUUUCUGUUCCAUUUUGGCUCCUAAAUUUGUUUUCCAGAUAUUGGAAUUGGCAUGUGCCCCUUAGACUUCAGGAUAUUGAGACAUAUGUUUAUUAAUGAGCACUAUGAAAUUAUAGUACUCAUAAGGGUGAUCAGCUGAGGAUCCCAGAUACUGAUGUUCCUAGCAUCUCUGAGCCUUUAUUCAAGUAUGUUUCUGCAGAGUCAUAAUAGACUUUGCAAAUGCUUUGUCCAUUGUCUUUAGCCAAGAACCAAUUCUAACCAUAUUCUCUUUGCUCUUUUUGUCCCCAAAUGGCAAAAAUCUUUCCAGUUACAAGCAUAAUCUUUACAGAUGUGUUAUGAUUAAGAGAACUUCUCAGAGGAAAUGAACUCAAACAGUAUAGUGCAGAAUUACUGCACCAAAAGCACAUAAGUUUGCUAGAUAGUGGAAUAUAAAGGAAACCAUUCCACUUCUCUUGGUUAACAUCUGAGGUUUAACUAAGUGUAAUGGGCUUACAAUAGCCAAAGACUGUUAGGAUGACAUUUGCCUAGGAUAUGGAAAUUUUGACUGGAUGGAUAAUAUUCAGGAGUUUAUUGUAGUGAAGUUUCUCCCUCUGUAGACAUCUGGCAGCUGAACAGAAUUGUUGGUAAUUGCCAUUGUAAAGUGUAAGAAAUGUAAACUGGACUGGUUUGAUGGAUUAGUGGAGUUCAUUAUGUACAAACCCACAAAUGUUUGUAAAGAGAAUUUCUUUUUAAAUAAACUUUACAUGUUGGAACUCUUUUUUUUUUUGAGAUUUUCAGGAAAAUGUGAAGGUAGAACAGAGUUCCUGUUUACUCUACAUUUUACAUUAGAUUGGUAUAAUUGUUACAAUUAGUGAAGUUAUACUGAUACAUUAACAUUAACUACAAUCAAUGCUUUGGUCAGACUUCCUUGGCUUUAACCUGCUGUUCUUUUUUCUGUUUUAAUAUCGCCUUCAAAAUACAACAUUGUAUUAAUAAUAACAGCACCUUAUUCUCCUCAUUGUGAUAGCUUCUUGGAGGAGUUCUUUGUUCUCAAGGACCUUGGAGUAUGUUUUUCAGUUGGGGUUUAUUUCAUAUUCUUCUCAUGAAAAAACUAGGUCAAUGAAAGUCAGGCAUGGUAGAGAACACUUUCCUUUUAAUCCCAGCACUUGGGAGGCAAAGGCAGGUGGAUCUCUGAGUUCGAGGCCAGCCUGGUCUACAGAGUGAGUUCCAGGACAGUCGGGCUACACAGAGAAAAACCCUGUCUCAGAAAAACAAAAACAAAAAACCCUACCAUAAUGGAUUAAUGGAUUUGGGUCCAAACAACCACACAAGUGAGUUACUAUUUUCAUAACAUCAUCUUUAUAUGACUAAUCAUUCUUCAUAUUAUCCUUAGUCACAUGACUAAGAUAGUGUCUGAGAUUUCUCCCCUAUAUCCUUUUUCCUAUCAUCAUACUGCAAUCUUUGGAGGGAAGUUACUGUGUUCAGCCCACAUAUACAGAAAUGGUGAGUUAGGUACUAUGUCCUUGAGAGCAAGUGUUCAAAUAUUUUGGAAUUUUUUGCAUUGGGAGCUUUGCCUCCUCUUUAUUUAUUUACUUACAUGUUUAUUUUUGUCAACAUGGACUCAUUGAUAUUUAUUUUAUAGUUUAUCUUAGAAUCCAAUGCAACUUUUAUUUUGUUGCCAAAUUGUAACUUUAAUUGUUAGGAGCUUUUUUGAAUUGAUUGUGAAGUCUUGUUUGCAUACCCCAUCAUUGUUUUUUGUCUUCAGCAAGUGAGUAAUUUUUGGUGUUGCAAGAUGUUCCAGGAACAUCUUUUUUUUUUUUUUGGAGGGCAAUUUUAUAAUCUGGCAUUUCAUCAAUAAGUUCUAAUCCCUUUUACUGAAGAAUUAUAACCAAGGUGUAGGUACUAUAAAUGUUUGCUACUUUGCAAAUAUUUCUUCAAGUUCUUCUCAGUCACUAGAAAAAAGAAAUAUAUGCAUAUAUUAAGUUUUAUAUAUACACAUGCUUGUAAACAUUUCCACAUAUCAUCUUUAUGAUGAUUUAUAUGAGUUUAUAUCAUUGUCUUCAAUCCUUAGUUAUCUGCAUAUCUUUCCAUUCUAUCUGCAAGAACCAUAGCUCAUCUUCUGCCAUUUAUUAAUUUUUGAAAUCCAUAUUAAUACUAGUGAAAUACAUAUUAACAGUGUCUUAUGUGUUAUUCUGUAUACCCAUGAGAAAAGUCAACUAGAACCCGGUGCUUAUGUACACGAUAGUAACAUUUUUAGAACUUCAACUCUCUGAAACAAAAUGCUCUACAAGAUUCUUGAAUAAGAGAUAAUCUGUAUUCACAAUUCUAUCCUAGUCCCCAAAUGCUUUCUCAUACAUGAAACAAACCAUCAGUGAUUGACCUAGCCUUGAAUGGGCCAAGGGAGCAUGUUGAUCCUUCGUAGUAUGUUAAUUCCUGUAGAAGGGAUCAAAGAGAAAGCAGCUACAUGGGUCUAAUUUGAAGAAACACUUAGCACUGUCCUUUUCUCUACUGAAAAUGGAUCUCUGACAACUGGGUGGUACCCUGAUUUGCCUCUCUUCUGUUAUUUUCCCCAGUUUUUAGGCAAGUCACAUCACCUCUCUGUGCCUCUUUUAACCCAUCUCGAAAUGGGGAUCCACAUAUCUACCUCACAGGAGUGUUGUGAGGCUUCUUAUUAAUAGCUGUUUAAAAAAAUAUGUAAUCUCUAAAUGAGUAAGAAAGUAUUAUAAUCAUUACUAUGAUGAUAAUUAGAGUACCCUAUAUGUAUCCUAUGGAAAAGGAGAUUAGCCUCAUUGUUAGUAAACAGCUAAAAUUAAGUCAAUAAAAGAUCAAUGAAGAGUGGCCACUGGAAGCAAGAUUAUUUAUUCUGUUACCCUCACUUUCCCUAUAUCCUCUAAGCAUAGGAAUAUCAACUGUUUCCAGACUCAAAACAUACGAGAACCUAAAACAGUAGGAGGCAAAGUAGAUUGUCAUUUUCAAAUUGUGUUUCUUCUACCUUUCUUACUCUGGUUGGACUGCAUUACAUAGAACUUUGUCAGAAGCACAAAGACAAUUUCUCAAAGGGUUUCAGUCUUUGAUCAGUUCUGUUCCAUCGAUUAAGAUUUCUCUUUCUGCGUGUACUGUACAUUGAACAGUCAAGGUAGGAGGGGAGUGGGUGGGAUGGUUGGGUUGGGCAUGGACUGGGAGAGAAGGGAAAUUACAGAUGUGUUUUCCAAACACCUGUUCUCACUUUCCAUUUCUUUCUUUUCUGUUUUCCUGGUGGUGGGUUUGGGGCAAGGGAAGAGAUACUAUUUUGUUAACAAAUUCUCCUUCCCUUCCAGUAGAUGUUUCCUAGGGUCGGUACAAAUAGCUGUGUUGGACCUUACUUUUAUAACUAUGUUGUAUACAGUGUUGUUUUCAUUGUAUUUUUGAAUAAAGGGGGAAGAAAGUCCCUAGUGCUGGCCUAGUGUGACAGGAGGUCACAACAGGAGAGCAGCACCAGAAGCUGACUCUUUGUGGUGGGGAAAGGAGCCUGCAGUAAAGGGAUUUAUUGGAUUUUUGUCAUUCUUUAAAGAAAUUAUAAAGCAGUAUAUUACACAUUAGUCUCUCUGACUCUUCUGUUUGUGCCUCCUCAUUUUAGUGCUUUAGAGCAGCACCUAUUUUCACUCCAUUUUAUACUUGUUCCUGUUGAAGUAUGGUGUUGAGCAAUCUCUCAUAGACAAGUCUGUGGUGUACCUGAAGAGAAUUGCCUCAGUAAGCAUGGCUACCCAGAGGUUACUCUGAUGUAGCUCGGUGGGGUUCUCCCAUUGCAGCUUCCAGGCCAGGCUGUGUGCUUGAGUACUAAGCAAUCAUGUUCUGUCUGAUUACUGUACUUUUUUAAUAAUAAAAAUAUUUUAAACCAGAAA